This is a messenger RNA of Didymella exigua CBS 183.55, 439 nucleotides long. RefSeq lists its product as uncharacterized. The transcript has a single exon. Bases 129 to 401 code for a protein of 90 amino acids. NCBI's taxonomy places the organism in Eukaryota, Fungi, Ascomycota, Dothideomycetes, Pleosporales, Didymellaceae. The record is from RefSeq and is a predicted model, not a curated record.
UUGCAUAAGCACGAGGUUCGUGGUCGCCUUCAGUCGUAUGCAGUGCAUACUCGGCACUGCUGUGCGGCUGCUGUCCGGUGUACAGUGUACAUGGAGACCGUUGAGCUGCACCUACGACCGGUUGGCAUAUGCCGGCUACAGACAAGCGCAGUCGCACUGACACUAUGCUCGUCUUGCCCAGCGCUUGUAGCCUCACUUACCGGUGCCACGAUCAUCCAAUCAUGGCGGACCACGAUAAGUUGCUUUUUGAUCCCGGUCCCUCUUGCUUCUUUGCAUCCUCCACGCUCAUUAUCAUAAGGUUUUCUUUCUGUUCAGUCUUUUGCUUUACGGAGUAUAGCGUCCGGACAAAGGGAUACGUUGAUGGAUAUGCGACUGUCAUAGCGUCAGGCGUCUAUGAAUAAUCGUCAAUUAUAACGAAAUCAUGAUACGAAUCCAUUGC